Molecule: messenger RNA, 2311 nt
Organism: Bombyx mandarina (wild silkworm)
Lineage: Eukaryota; Metazoa; Arthropoda; Insecta; Lepidoptera; Bombycidae
Gene: PAN3
Product: Poly(A) specific ribonuclease subunit PAN3
Biological process (GO): nuclear-transcribed mRNA poly(A) tail shortening; protein phosphorylation; mRNA processing
Cellular component (GO): P-body; PAN complex
Molecular function (GO): protein kinase activity; poly(A) binding; ATP binding
Source: RefSeq, a predicted model, not a curated record
GUACACUGGUACACACUACCUUCACCGACGUAUUAGGACUCAUCUCUUACCUGUUCCUGUUUAAUGUCUCUAUUGUCUUCGUGUCCCCGUCUCUGAGAGUCCGUGAAUUUUGUAUUAAAAUUGCUGCCCCAGUGUUUUGUGUGAAUGAAUCAAUAAAGAUUGCCUUUAAGCCCCGUCUUUUGAGACAAUGAAAUACGUAGUUUUUAGAUUUUGAGGGUUUGAUUUCUAUCACGUAUUUAAUAUAGUAUUCUAGCUUUCCAAAUAUGUCUGGUUGAAAUUGAACCCUUAAUAACGACAUGUUGGGGUACUCUCAUUGUCAUGAAUAACUGUGAAUCGAAAAGAAUCAUAAAUUAAGCAGACUGCACAGACGCACUGCAGUUUUGAAAUUAUGGAUCCAUCAAUAUUUCUACCAUACGCACCGCCUAACGGGCUUCCACAAGAAUCGAAGCUAGUUACAUACAUGAGUCGCUCAACUUCGACGCCCACACGCUCUCUUAACCAUGCUAUAGGGAAGCUCACUUUGGAUUCCUCACCACCAGGUGUUAAGAAGGUAUUGGUGAGCGAAUUUAUUCCGAUGAACUACUAUGUUCCGCCACCGAAUAUGCUUCCCCCAGAAUCACCUGAGGGUCCACCACCACCUCCUAUACCAAUGGCGAAUGCUUCAACUGUCCAUCAGGAGAACGUGGGAGGAACUACCUAUUUCUACUCGACCAAUUCAGACAGCCUCAAUACCACUAGCGGUCUUAAUUCAUCGGCUUCCAUGGAAGAACCGUGCAUGGACUACUCUCUGCUGAGCACCGCAAGACCAUAUCCAUUGGUAUACCCAUAUUUCCACCAACCAGGUCCGUCUGAGCCAUGUCUAAACGCAGUAGGGCCGCCGAUGGUGUCUCCGUAUGCUUCGCAGAUGUACGCUGGGGCCUUACCGCAGCCAGGGCCGUCCACCAACAAACAAGGUCUAGCGGCGACUUUUUACAAUCCCGAAACAAUACGGUCUGAGAUCUACGACAGGAAUGAUGAUGUUUAUUUGCAGCCUGAUCUCAAUCAGUUUCCAGAUAUACCGGACAGCGUGGACAUGUACGCCGAGCUGGUACCCCUGGAGGGUGCCGUGACGCAUUCGAUGUCGACAUCGUACCGCGCUACUAACCGUCAGAACGGUGAUUAUGUGGCUCUAAGGAGGCUCCAUUCUUACACGUCGCCGGCCUCCAAGCGUCUUGAAAUGUGGAAGCAGAUCGACCACCCGAACAUUGUGCGUCUGGAAGAAUAUUUCAGCACCAAGGCUUUUAACGAUAUAUCACUGGUCCUGGUGUACCAGUAUCAUCCAGCCGCUGUGACUCUGAUGAACAAGUAUUUGUCCGGAAACGGAAACAACUCCGCCGAGGGUGGAGCUGCUUAUCAUGAUCCGUUCUCUUCGGACCCGGAUGCACCGCGUCCGUAUACCCAUCAGAAAAAUGCCAUGCUCCGUGCGGUCGCAUGCGGUGCUUUGCUUCCGGAAGCUGUGUUGUGGAGUCUGCUCGUGCAACUGACGGCCGGCUUGCGCGCCAUACAUACAGCCGGACUCGCCUGCAGGAGCCUGGAGCCGACCAAGGUGAUCAUGAACGGAUGUCGAGUCCGAAUUGCAUGGUGCGGUGCUGCUGAUGCUCUACACAGCAACACCAAUGAUGUAGUACAGGCUCAGCAAGACGAUCUGACCGCUUUGGGCCGGCUGGCACUGGCUCUAGCCUGUCGCACCAUACAUUGCGACAACCUCGCAGCGUCCAUGGAACUCGUCGCUAGGACCUACUCUGCGGAUCUGAAGAACCUAAUUCUGUAUCUGCUGUCAUCCUCGCCUGCGCGUCGUUCCGUUAUCGACCUUAUGCCUAUGAUCGGAGCUAGGUUCUAUACUCAGGUGGAGGCACUGGAGAGACGCGCUGAUGCGUUUGAAGAUCAGCUGUCCCAGGAGAUAGAUAACGGUCGUCUCCUCCGCAUAUUAAUCAAGCUUGGCAUUGUCAACGAGCGUCCAGAAUUGAAUCUGGAUCCUGCUUGGUCGGAGACCGGAGAUCGCUACAUGCUGAAGCUGUUCCGUGAUUAUCUGUUCCAUUCAGUGACGACUGACGGCCGUCCUUGGCUGGACCAAGCGCACCUAACGCACUGCCUGAACCAGCUCGACGGAGGAACUGCUGCGAAGGUGGAGCUGAUGUCUCGCGACGAGCAAAGCGUCCUGGUCGUGUCCUACGCUGAGCUGAAGCACUGCCUCGACCAAGCCUUCGAGGAGGUGAUGCAAGCCUCCGAGCCCGAUUCCUAGCUAGCACUGAACGCUGGGCCUAUGUCUGUG